GGUGCGCGGAGUGCGCAGACGCAGUCGCCGCACUCGCUGGUGAAAAUGGCCGACAUGGAGACGGAGGUGGACGGAAAGAGCUUGGACAGUGGCAAAGAGCUAGAAGGCGAGGAUGCAGAGAGCUCUGGGAAAAGCGGAAACGAAGAGAAUGGAGACGUAUCGGAGGAAGAAGACAAGCCUGAGUCCAAACACAGCAAACACAAGAAGAAGAAGCAUAAGCAUCGGAGCAAACACAAGAAGCAUAAGCACUCCUCCGAGGAAGAUAAGGACAAGAAACACAAGCACAAGCACAAACAUAAGAAACAUAAGCGUAAGGACAGUGGCCCAAACACCUCUGUUAAUGCCACAAGCAAAGAUGGUGCUUCUCCUUCAAAGCGUCCCAAGCUGGAUGACAUGGCAGUCUUAGAAGAUCUGGAGAAACAGAGGGCGAUGAUUAAAGCAGAGCUUGACAAUGAACUGAUGGAAGGGAAAGUCCAGUCUGGGAUGGGUUUGAUACUGCAGGGUUAUAACUCUGGUUCAGAAGAGGAAGGGGAGAUUCAAGAAAGAGCACGUAAUGGGGAACAGCGAGGCCCUGCCAAGGCUGUUACUCCCAAAAGCCAGGGCAGGUCACAGACAGUCAAGGACUCCAAAAGCAAACGAGAGUCCACUGACCAUAAAUCUAGUUCAAAACGAAGGAGUCGAAGUAAGUCCAAGGACCGGGCGAAACAGCAUAAAUCAGAAAAGAAGAAAAGUAAGAGCAGCGGAACUGAAGGUGGUACCAAAGAUAGGACAAAAGCACGGAGCAGAUCUAAGGACAGGAGGCGAUCUAAAAGUCCCGCGAGGUCUAAAGAGAGGGCCAGGAAAUCAAAAUCUCCAACUACUAGAAGGCGCUCUUCAGCCGAGAGAGCCCGGAAAUCCGCCUCACCCGCUGGUGAAGCAGAAAAAAGCCGAGCAAGUAAGCGAUCGCCUCCACCCUCCAGUGACGGCAAAAACAGGGACCGGAGUCGGAAAUCCAAGUCUCCUGACCGAAAGAGUAGAUCUCGUGAACGAAGAUCCAGGUCCAAGGAGAGGAGAUCAAGGCGUUCAGAGGCCGAGAAAGAGAAGGACAAGGACAAGAAACCAGCCAAGUCGCCCUCUAAGGACGCCUCGUCUGGUAAGGAGAACAGGUCACCCAGCAGAAAACGUGGACACAGCCCGCAAAGACGUAGCUCUUCCCCCAGGCGGAAAGAGAGGGCAUUGAAGCGCAGCAGGUCGCCACCUUCCUUGAACACCCAGGCGACGGACAGGAGGUCAAAGCAGAGCCGCUCUGCCUCUCGAAACAAGUCCCCAGCUAGGAGAGGACGGAGUCGCUCAGGGGAUCGCCGGAGACGAGAAUCGGACCGGCUGAGACUUUCGCCUGUCAGGCUGCGAUCGCGGGAUGAACCGCCAGGGAGGAGGGACAAGUCGAGGGACGCGAGUCCCCUGCUCCCCCGGCGCAGGAUGAGCCGGUCCCCCCUGAGGAGGAGGUCUCGCUCCCCGCUGAGACGCAGCCGAUCCCCGCGCAGGAGAAGCCGAUCACCCCUCCGGAGGCGGUCACUGGAUAGAGACAGGCUAGGCCGGUACAGACCGAGGUGGAGAUCAGGGUCCAGAGAUCGCCGGCGGAGACGCAGCAGAGACAAGGAAGACAAGUUUAAAGGCAGCCUUUCAGAGGGAAUGAAAGCUGAUCAGGAAUCCUCUUCAGAUGAAGUUCUGGAAGAUUAUGAUGUGGAUGAAGAGGAUGAAGAAGCUGUUAUUGAACAGAGGAGGCUACAACGACAGGCCAUAGUGGAGAAAUACAAAUCUGUUAACGAGGACAGCAACAUGUCAGUUCCUUCGGAGCCCAGCAGCCCCCAGAGUAGCACCAGGAGCCGCUCUCCUUCCCCCGAUGACAUCCUGGAGCGAGUAGCCGCUGAUGUCAAGGAGUAUGAGAGGGAGAACGUGGACACCUUUGAGGCCAACGUCAAAGCCAAGCACAACCUCAUCGCUGUGGAAAAAGAUGGAUCAAAUCCAAAGAAGCCAUUAGCUCCAGAUAUGUUUACAGAAUCUGAUGACAUGUUUGCCGCAUAUUUUGAUAGUGCAAGACUUCGUGCUGCUGGCAUUGGGAAGGACUUCAAAGAAAACCCGAAUCUCAGGGAUAACUGGACUGAUGCAGAAGGCUACUACCGCGUGAAUAUUGGAGAGGUUUUGGACAAGCGCUAUGGUGUUUAUGGCUACACCGGCCAGGGGGUCUUCAGUAAUGUGGUGCGGGCCAGAGACAUGGCUAGAGCAAAUCAGGAGGUGGCUGUGAAAAUCAUCAGGAACAACGAGCUCAUGCAGAAGACUGGACUGAAGGAACUGGAGUUUCUUAAAAAGCUCAAUGAUGCUGAUCCAGAUGAUAAGUUUCACUGCUUACGACUUUUCAGGCACUUCUAUCACAAGCAGCAUCUCUGUCUAGUGUUUGAGCCCCUCAGCAUGAAUUUGCGGGAAGUGUUGAAGAAGUAUGGGAAGGAUGUAGGCCUUCAUAUUAAAGCAGUACGAUCAUACAGUCAGCAGCUCUUCUUGGCUCUGAAACUUUUGAAAAGAUGCAAUAUCUUGCAUGCCGAUAUCAAACCUGACAACAUACUGGUCAAUGAAUCUAAAACUAUCCUUAAAUUGUGUGACUUUGGAUCAGCAUCCCAUGUGGCAGAUAAUGACAUCACCCCAUACCUUGUUAGUAGAUUCUACCGGGCACCAGAGAUCAUCAUUGGAAAACCAUAUGAUUAUGGGAUUGAUAUGUGGUCUGUGGGCUGCACCCUAUAUGAACUGUACACUGGGAAGAUCUUGUUUCCAGGCAAAACGAACAACCACAUGUUGAAACUUGCAAUGGACCUCAAGGGAAAAAUGCCUAACAAGAUGAUCAGGAAAGGCUUGUUUAAGGACCAGCACUUCGAUCAAAAUUUGAACUUCCUGUACAUAGAAGUAGAUAAAGUGACUGAAAGGGAGAAGGUUACAGUGAUGAGCACCAUUAACCCUACUAAGGACCUGUUAACUGACAUGGUUGGCUGUCAGCGGCUGCCAGAAGAUCAGCGCAAGAAGGUUAUCCAGUUGAAGGACUUAUUGGACCAGAUACUGAUGCUGGACCCAGCCAAGAGAAUCAGCAUCAACCAGGCACUUCAGCACCCAUUCAUUCAGGAAAAGAUCUGACAACAGAACAAGUACAUUGUGUCUCACAAAAUAGCUACAGAGACUGAAGGAUUCAUAGCAACCAUAUUUUUAAGUAAUGUUUAUUUUUGACCCACAGAUUUUUGUUUUAUUCUGAAAUACAACCAAAGUAGGGGUCCAAGAAUUCUCAGAUGACCAGGAAGACUAAUUUACUCCCUUUGACCAUUGGCCCAAUUUAGUUGGCAAGUUUUCAUUUCCUUACUGGUCAUUCCAGAUGUUCUUAGAAAUUGUUAAAGGUUGAUCUUCCUCCAUUUUUUUUUAUUUCCUUCCAUUUUAAAACGGCUUAUUCUUGGGCCCUUGCAGGUAAUUGUUGCAGAAGAUAUAAUUAUUGUACAUAAAUUAUUGUAUUGUUGAGAUUCUGAUUGUAGCGAAGGUUUAUGGGUUGCCAAGGCUGCACAAAGAAGACAAAAAGCUUUCAAUGAUUGUACACAUCUUUUAUGUAGUGUAUUGUUUCAUCAAUACAUUUUUAUAUAUUCAUGUGUUUGUUCGUGCAGCUCUGGCAACCAGUCUUUCUGUGAAAAGGCCAGCGUAAAUGCUGUUUAUAUUCACAUUUUCCUAGGUGUAUGUGUGCAGGCCACAGCAGCAUGCCCUUGGUGUAUUUCUGUGCCGAAGGGGGUCUGUCCUACUUGAGCCUGCCUGCAGGGAUGGUCUCAUCUUUUAAAGCAGGUUGUGUACCACUUUCAGUACACUGAAGGUAAGCUUAAACCCAUCAACUUCACUGGUGCUCUUACCAAUUAGUACAGUGGCAAGUUUGUUCUGAAGAGUGGCUUUUUGGCAUUUUGCCUCAUGCAUGUGUCUAAAUGCAAAUCCUCCUGAAGCUGUGUGCAGAUGGUUUGUUUUUGUUUUUAUUUAGUUUUUUCCCUCCAAAAUGGCUUGCAAAUGCAAAAGUGUACAGCCAACAAACCAAUUACUGUGGGGGGGAAAUAGGGAAGUUUUGAUGGAUGAUGGCGCCUUCAGUGUACUGCUUCUUUUAUAAAAUCUUUCAAAUCUUUGCAGAAGUGUUCACACCUUUCUCAAAAUAAAGUGUAGUCCAUACAUAAAUGCUUUGUUUUUUCUUUUAGUAAAUGCAUGUCAGGGCUAAAGGGGCAUUUUGUCUUAGUUUUAAAAAGUUGCAUUUAACUUCAUUGAAAGUGUGCACUUUUUAUGAUUACAGACUUUUUUUGUCGUUUUGACUUUUCUCAUUUAUGUGACCGUGUUGUCUUUCAAUACAGGCAUAAUCCUUCUGCUCUUGAGUAUACACCUGCUUGUUUUAAGCGGUAAUUGCUUCUUUACCUUUUCCUUUGUACUGUUAAAACAUCUUGGGGGUUUUAAAAGAACCAAAAGUGUAGUGUUGCCCAAUCUAAUUUUGUCUUUGCUUAUUGUAAUCUCAGUAGACUUCCCUGCAUGUCAAGUGGACCAUGCAGAUUUACUGUAAAUUUUUAUUAUGCAUCAUAAAACAUCAUAAAAUAAAGUCUUCUGUGGAAAAAACGGUUGUAGACAUUAA
Messenger RNA from Lepisosteus oculatus (spotted gar), 4660 nucleotides. Its product is annotated as serine/threonine-protein kinase PRP4 homolog. The record is from RefSeq and is a predicted model, not a curated record. NCBI's taxonomy places the organism in Eukaryota, Metazoa, Chordata, Actinopteri, Semionotiformes, Lepisosteidae. Gene Ontology annotation, molecular function: protein serine/threonine kinase activity; ATP binding. Gene Ontology annotation, biological process: mRNA cis splicing, via spliceosome; peptidyl-serine phosphorylation; peptidyl-threonine phosphorylation.